This is a messenger RNA of Penicillium alfredii, 216 nucleotides long. RefSeq lists its product as uncharacterized. Bases 1 to 216 code for a protein of 71 amino acids. The record is from RefSeq and is a predicted model, not a curated record. Lineage: Eukaryota; Fungi; Ascomycota; Eurotiomycetes; Eurotiales; Aspergillaceae. The transcript has a single exon.
AUGGCUCUUGAAACCGGACCCGGUAUCGCCCACGCGAUUCAGACGAAGAAUCCAUCGUUCGGGUCAAACGAGCCCGAGUCCUACCAACAGACCGUCGAGAAGAUCGAUCUGCUGGCCGGGGGUUCUCUAGGAAAUCGACCACAAAUGGCCGAGGCGAUCGUUCACGGGACGGGCUUUGGGCCCUUUUGCACUGGGGGGCUGUUCUCUUCCUUUUGA